GCCAGCAGCUAGACAGCUGUGUUCAAUCAGAAACCACUUACAACUCCAGACGAUUCAAAGGGGGAAACUUCGGCGUGAAGUGCUGCUCGGCUCCGGCUCUCUCCAGCUCUUUCCUCCCGGGAACCCGAGGCACGUACGGUCCUCGCACCGGUGCCCAGGCUUCUCCAGGCUUCUCCCGGAGGGUGCCCGAGCUUUGCUGGGCGCCGGCGCGAACUGCCCACCUGCCGGGUAAUGGGGAUCUGCGUGGUACCGUAGGAGGGGCGAGGCGACGCGGAGGGUGGCAUCGCCCCGGGACUCCGCGGUGGGCGCGCGGGCGGGUCCGGGCGCCGGCUCGGCCGCUGCAGCUGCUGCGAGCGCAACCCGCUGCUGCCCAGUCUCCCGCAGCUAUGGCUCGUUGGUGAGAUUCCAGCUGGACUUUCCGUGCCGAGCUUCUCCAUCCUUUCUGGCCUCGCUGCUGUCCUGGGUGAAAAUGGCUGUCUAGACUGAAAUGUGCCGGCGGGGAGCAAACCCAGGCUAUCCAGCCUAAGCCCGGCUCCUACGCUCCGAGGUCUGGGGCCGAGCCCGGCUCUGAAAAGUGCAGGCAUGAAUUCUGGAGUUGCGGUGAAAUAUGGGAACGACUCCUCAGCCGAGCUGAGCGAGCUCCACUUGGCAGCCCUGGCAUCGCUCAAGGGAGACAUUGUAGAGCUGAAUAAACGUCUGCAGCAAACAGAGCGGGAACGAGACCUCCUGGAAAAGAAGCUGGCCAAGGCGCAGUGCGAGCAGUCACACCUCAUGAGAGAGCAUGAAGACGUCCAGGAACGCACGACACUCCGCUAUGAGGAGCGCAUCACAGAACUUCACAGCAUCAUUGCAGAACUCAACAAGAAGAUAGACCGCCUGCAGGGUACCACCAUCAGGGAGGAAGAUGAAUACUCAGAACUGCGGUCAGAGCUCAGCCAGAGUCAACAAGAGGUCAACGAUGACUCCAGAAGCGUGGACCAAGACCAGACCUCUGUGUCCAUCCCUGAGAACCAGUCUACGAUGGUCACUGCUGACAUGGAUAACUGCAGUGACUUGAACUCGGAACUGCAGAGGGUGCUGACGGGUCUGGAGAGUGUGGUCUGCUGCAGGAAGAAGAGCAGCUGUAGCCUGUCUGUGGCUGAGGUGGACAGGCACAUAGAGCAGCUCACUACGGCCAGCGAGCACUGUGACUUGGCCAUUAAGACAGUUGAAGAGAUCGAGGGAGUUCUUGGUCGGGAUCUGUAUCCCAACCUGACUGAGGAGCGGUCCCGGUGGGAAAAAGAGCUGGCUGGAUUGCGGGAAGAGAAUGAAAGUCUGACCGCCAUGCUGUGCAGCAAAGAGGAGGAGCUGAACCGGACCAAGGCCACCAUGAACGCCAUCCGCGAGGAGCGGGAUAGGCUUCGGAGGCGGGUCCGAGAGCUCCAAACUCGGCUGCAGAGUGUGCAGGCUACUGGACCUUCUAGCCCGGGUCGCCUCACCCCUGCCAAUCGCCCAAUUAACCCCAGCACGGGAGAGCUAAGCACCAGCAGUAGCAGCAAUGACAUCCCCAUCGCUAAGAUUGCAGAGAGAGUGAAGCUAUCAAAGACGAGAUCCGAAUCUUCCUCAUCUGAUAGGCCAGUCCUGGGCUCUGAAAUCAGUAGCAUCGGGGUUUCCAGCAGUGUGGCAGAACACCUGGCCCACUCCCUCCAGGACUGCUCCAACAUCCAGGAAAUUUUCCAAACACUCUACUCACACGGAUCUGCCAUCUCAGAAAGCAAGAUUAGAGAGUUCGAGGUGGAAACGGAGCGGUUGAAUAGUCGUAUUGAACACCUCAAAUCCCAAAAUGAUCUCCUCACCAUAACCCUGGAGGAAUGUAAAAGCAACGCCGAAAGAAUGAGCAUGCUGGUGGGGAAGUACGAAUCAAAUGCCACAGCCCUGAGGCUGGCCUUGCAGUACAGUGAGCAGUGCAUAGAAGCCUAUGAACUCCUGCUGGCCCUGGCUGAGAGCGAGCAGAGCCUCAUCCUGGGGCAGUUCCGGGCAGCUGGUGUGGGCUCCUCCCCCGGAGACCAGUCAGGGGAUGAGAAUAUCACUCAGAUGCUGAAGCGGGCUCACGACUGCCGGAAGACUGCUGAGAACGCCGCCAAAGCCCUGCUCAUGAAGCUGGAUGGCAGCUGUGGGGGAGCCUUCGCUGUGGCCGGCUGCAGCGUGCAACCCUGGGAGAGCCUGUCUUCCAACAGCCAUACCAGCACGACCAGCUCUACAGCCAGCAGCUGCGACACAGAGUUCACUAAAGAAGAUGAGCAGAGGCUGAAGGAUUAUAUCCAGCAGCUCAAGAAUGACAGAGCCGCUGUCAAGCUGACCAUGCUGGAGCUGGAGAGCAUCCACAUCGAUCCACUCAGCUACGACGUCAAGCCAAGAGGCGACAGCCAGAGGCUGGACCUGGAGAAUGCCGUGCUGAUGCAGGAGCUCAUGGCCAUGAAGGAGGAGAUGGCUGAGCUGAAGGCCCAGCUCUAUCUUCUGGAGAAAGAGAAGAAAGCCCUGGAGCUGAAGCUGAGCACCAGGGAAGCGCAGGAGCAGGCCUAUCUGGUACACAUCGAGCACCUCAAGUCCGAAGUGGAGGACCAGAAGGAGCAGAGGAUGCGGUCUCUGAGCUCCACCAGCAGCAGCGGCAAGGAGAAGCCUGGCAAGGAGUGUGCCGACGCUGCCUCCCCAGCUUUGUCACUGGCUGAACUAAGGACAAACGGUGACAGCGAGCUGGCCACCGAGUUCGCCAAUGCCAUCCGACGGGAAAAGAAGCUGAAGGCCAGAGUCCAAGAGCUGGUCAGCGCCUUGGAAAGACUCACCAAAAGCAGUGAAAUCAGACACCAGCAGUCAGCAGAGUUUGUUAAUGACCUGAAACGGGCCAACAGCAAUCUGGUGGCAGCCUAUGAGAAAGCAAAGAAGAAGCAUCAAAACAAGCUGAAGAAGCUGGAAUCUCAGAUGAUGGCCAUGGUGGAGCGACAUGAGACCCAAGUGAGAAUGCUCAAGCAAAGAAUAGCACUGCUGGAGGAAGAGAACUCCAGGCCACACACCAACGAAACUUCACUCUAACAGGCACGCUGGCACCAAAGUUCUGCCCCCAAGGGGUUAACCUCGAGCAGCUCUGGAGUCCCUCAGAAGAAGAAGGGCCCAAGGAAGGAGGGAGUGUUGGGAGGAAGAGUGGAAAGGCUGCCUAUAGAUCACAGGCUAUACCUUGGGGAUGCGUGGUCAUGAUGGCACUGUGGAUUACAUAUGUAUGUACAGGCUUCAGCUGCUCUAGGCCUGGCCACAAAGGGCGUCUACAAUGGCUCCAGCCGCAAGAUUAGCCACAUCUCGUUUCAGUGUUCACCAUUUCCGGUUCUCAGCUGUACUGUGCAGUGGAUUUCCAAGUCCCCCGCUGCACCCUCCCCUUCUUUUUUCAUAGGCUGUGGACUUUUGACACCUAGAUUUCUUCCUUCCUCUUCCAAGGGAAAAGUGACAGUGUUGUAUGUCUCCAGCAUCGAGGGCUGCUGGCUUCCUGCAGCAGGGCUCUGCUUUUCAGGUCCCGCGGUAACCAGAUUCUUGAAAUACAGUCAUGAAGAGGUAUAAGUUGGGAGUUACAGACCAGAGGAUGCACAGUGUUGCCACCUAGCAUCCCAGACACAGUGUAGUUUCAAAUGUCACAGUUGUGUGUGGACCGUUCUGCUCUAGACGAAUCAAAGCAUCUUCCAUUUUUAUUUUAGAGGCAGGGCUCAGAUUCCCUCCUAGCAAAGAGUAAGAUUUAUAAUAUUCUUGAUUUAUGGAGAGAAGCCAAUAUUUUUACAUUGGGUUUCUUCCAGAACAGAAAAAACAGUAUUAGCUCUCACCCAGCCCAGAGCACUACAUAGCUCCUAUUCUGAAUCAAAACCUAAGCCAUUUGAACGCCUUUGGGCCCUGCCUCCCUAAAGGCAAGAGGCUUGACCCUGUUGAACACCAAGGAGACCCUUAAUGUAUAAAAUUGUCCCCACCUAUUUAACGGAGUGCCACUGAACCUUUAGUCUCUGACUGGAUGAGGGAUGGCUGAUAGGCUUCCUAAGCUAACUGGUGACUGGGAGGCAGGUUCAAAGUACCUGAACUCUAGGAGGUUUCCCAGAUUCAUUUAGUUCCUUUACUGUUUUGCCUUCUACUGUUCAUGGAUACAAUUAAAGAGCAGCUUGGCUUUUUAGUUUUCUCCCCCCUUCUCCCCCUAUAGCCCCUAAUACUGUUCAUUUGCUAGGAGAAAUGGGUCCAACUGCUGUGGUUAUCUAAGUGAGAGGUGCUGUAUAAAUGGCUAUGUUGUUGCUGUAGACUCCUGGCUAUGGGUGAGCAUGCUUUCAGAAAGCAAACACAGGUUCCUCUGCCUUCUGUGCAACAGGGAAAGGUAUUCUGGCCUUCUCCUACGACAGACAGACCAGUGGCAAGCCCUUCAUCUGGCACAUGAGACUGGUUUGAGUCGAGGCCUGGCUUGUGCGUGCUGACGCCUUUCUAGCCUUCUGUCAACAGAAGGCUAAAAACAUCUGUGAUGUUCACUUCUGGGGGUAAAAUUGUCUUUUGUUAUGCAGAAAAUGUGUAGGUAGAAACAUCUAUUGCCUCUCUCCCACCCCAAGAAUGUAAUAGGUAAAAUUGGCUUUCAGGAUUUUUUUCCCCCAGCUAAUGUCUGCCCCCGCCACACUCCCUGCCCCCCCCCGACCCCCGCCAGAGUAAACUGGGAUAGGCAUGGCUGUCCUAGAGACACCACAGUCCAGGUAAGGGAUGUUUGUUAGGUUUCUCAUUCUGACCAUCCAGAUGCAGUGAUGGGCAGCAGGUGAUGCUCUAAGUGAUGAAGAUACCAAAUUUUUGAAUAAAUGGGAAAGGGCUAUACAAUCUUUUCCUUAUACCUGUCAAUGUUGGUUGAGGGUGAAGCAGCAGGCAUUUGCUCAUGUGAAUUAUGGAAGCUACUGAACUGCACUGAUUAAAUACACGACAGCAGGUGCCUAGGUAAUUUUCCUUUUUGUUUAACCUAGCGAUUCCUGAACCUACUUUUAAAUAGGAAACAGUUUCUAUUAACAUGUCUAUUCAGGCAAACAAGAUUAUCCUGAUUUUUAAUUUGUAUGAGGUUAAAAAACUUAGUCGAUCUCUGCAGGCAGUCACCUUUACUAAUCAAAGCCAAUUUUGGUUCAUAAAAAAUAGGCAGAACAAAAGGGCCCAUCAGGAACCAUUUGAUAGUUUCCUUGGACUAUACUCCCCAUUCUGAGGUGGACAAACCCAACUCGGGCAGUGAUAAUAAGCAAAGGAGACAUCUGUCCGUGACUGGCUCUGGUCCGCUCCAACCAAGCCCACGUGGGUCAGCCAAAUGUGCCUUGCCUUGUGACGGUAAGAAAGUGUCCUCUGGAGUCAUAAUAAAGGCUGUCAUGUGUCCAGACAGUUGAGACCUACCCUUCUCCCCGUUUCCUACUUCAGGUGUAUGUGAGUGCUCAAUGUCCCCAGUGAGGCAGAGACCUUCCACUCACUCCAUCCUGUGCUGUCGCUGCUGUGUGUUUGUUGCCUGAAACUGGAUGCUCCUUUUAACUGACACUCAGCCUAAGUGUGCGUAUCCUCUCAGAUGCAUGUGGGCACAAGGUGGUCCUCAGCGCCUGCAGUAAGAACUUUACACGGGCUUCAGAGAAUUCUACAUUAGAGCUUUGGCAGGGUUCUGAGAAGGAAGAGCAGGCCAAGCCGCACAGCCUUAGGUGUUUAUUCUAAAAUCUGUUAAGAGGAGGCUUACUAAAGACCUUGCCGCCGUGAGGGAGGACCUGGAAGUCUUCUAGGUCCUACAUAUAGACAGACGUUACCUUAACAGAAAGGAAAUGCUUCCCAAGUUCUCUUUUCUCUCACGGGCAUGGGUCAAAACUACGGCCCACGACAAAUGCUAUGCAAUGAUAUCAAUUGUAUAAACUCCUUUAGAGCUGCCAGGAGUUAAGGUUGUAUCAUGUUCGAGGAGAAGUGUAGGGAAAAGCGUGAAGGCACUACCAGAACCCUCGCUCUUAUCGGCCCAAACACUUCCAUCUAUAAAAGCUUUCAGUGAUAACUGUUUAAUUGGGAGUGUGUCCAGUCGUUAUAUGAACGCAGUGCCCUAAGUAAAAACCAUCACGUUCACCAAGUGUAUAUAGUGUCGAGGCUGAAUUACGCUUAAUGUUUUUAAGAGCCCAACAGAGAACAAAUUGUUUGGCGGCUAAAAUCUCUGCACUGAUCUUCAUUAGAGUGUAGUCCUAGUGUGGGGUGGGCAUGGGUCCAAGAACUUAAGCACCAGUAUUUUCCUUCCUUCUGCGGUGCACUGCACCUAUAAUUGUGGAAGAGAUCAGCAACUGAUUCUGUUUAGAUGGAAAAGAAUAUGACAGAGACUUACGUGACAGAGUGACAGCUUGCAAACUCUUUAUAAAGCAGGAAUGGCUUGCUACAAAAACCACCCCCACCCUUUCAAUGUUCGCGCAAUCGAUCCCAAUGUUUACAUAGGUCAGCGCUGAGCCCAUGGCCCAUUUCGAUUCAUUUUCUAACCACCUGGGUGUUCCUCUGAGAUGCUGUGACCCCAGCAUAUCUGAGCACGCUCGUGGAGAGGAAGAUAUUUUCACAUACGGGCAGGCAUUACAAUGUUGGUAAUCCACUAUAACUGUAAUACGUUGUCUGAUACUUUGAAGAUGUGUUCAAAAAGAAAGAAAAAGCUGCAUGCCAGAAACAAGAUCCACUGUUGGGUAACGACCCCCAUGACUAUUUGAUCUUUCAAGUCUCUCACUGAUAAUUACCCCCAGUGCCCACUCAGCAGCACAGAGCAGAUCUGUAGAGAACUCCACAUCCACGCAGAUGCUCUACCGGUCUCCUCUUCCAUGGUUUGUAGAGUCUACAGCGUUCUUUUGCAGAGCUCCUGUCAGGACACCUACCUUCAAGAGCCCGAUAACCUGAGUUUGUUAGGUAUGGAUGCAAAGAUUACAAAUGUUCACUUCAAUUUCUAAUCUGCUUUUAGACAUAAUGUUAACUUACUUUGCAUGAAAUUUAACUUUUUUAUUCAUUGAAAAUGUGCUUUUUAUACCACUUGAAUUAGAAAAUCCUGCUUGAAUGUACUGUCCCUAAAGCACACGUGACUGUGUUUGCAUCUGUCAGUACUGUUCUGCUUAUAUGGAAAGUGUCAUUUGAAAGUGGCUACUAAACACUGUACUAUACCUUGUAAUUUUUAGACUCACUUGUAGCUUUAAAUGUUUCCAGAUGCCUUUAGUUUUUAGCUGCUGUAAAAUAGCUAAUUUGUGUUAUUUGAUAUAGAAUUGUUUAAAAAAAAAAACUCCAUUUAUUUAUACAGAGACAUUUAUAAUAUUUUACAAACGUUCUUAUAUUCUGAAUAAAUAUUUCUAAUUCCA
Molecule: messenger RNA, 7358 nt
Organism: Mastomys coucha (southern multimammate mouse)
Lineage: Eukaryota; Metazoa; Chordata; Mammalia; Rodentia; Muridae
Gene: Mcc
Product: MCC regulator of WNT signaling pathway
Exons: 17
Coding region: 583-3069 (828 amino acids)
Biological process (GO): negative regulation of canonical Wnt signaling pathway
Cellular component (GO): cytoplasm
Molecular function (GO): calcium ion binding
Source: RefSeq, a predicted model, not a curated record